AUGAAGUUUCUUCCCCUUCCCGAAUUUGAGGACGUGACAAGCUCGCUCAAUUUCGAUACAAAUGAUUGUCACAUAAUCGGCGGAUGCGACGUGUAUACCACCAAGGCCGCCCGCUCAGACCGAAAGCUUUACAACCAUAUCGAACAAUCAUUGGAGGCACAGUACGAAUCAGUUCUACGCUUUUCGGCAUCACUUUCACCUCCGAAUGCCCACGAUGCCGCUGAGACUCUAAACCUAUCGCGAUCCAGUCCGUUCGGCCCCCUGAGCGACCACUCAAGCCGCCGGACGUUCGCCUAUCUGAUCGCUACUCUCAAUGCCAGCAACCCAGACUACGACUUCUCGCAGGUCUUGCGCCCGACCGAUUUCAGACGCGAGAGGAACCUGAAGCGGACGAUGAACACGAUAGAUUCGACCCUCCUCAAUCUGCGACCGCGCGAGAACAUCAACUUAUCACCCGCGUCCCCCGCCACGCUGUCAGGAUCCUACAACGCAGGCUCAUCUUCAUCAUGGGGACCGCGCGUAUGGAAGACAAUUGACGAACACAUGUCACUCAAGGAGUGUUCAAUUUACUCGUAUUCCCCGGAAGAGGACCCAUCCGAUGCCGACGAUGGGGCCAUCUGGAGUCUCCACUUCUUCUUUUUUAAUCCACUCCGCAAGCGCGUCUGCUAUAUCUACCUGCGCGCGAUUCCCAUUCUCAGCCAUACGCCCGACGACAUGGUUGACAUGGCCGCGACUCCGUCUGGCAAGCGCACGUACGAUGAUGGCUACCUCACUCCGGACCUCAGUUCCAGCAAGCGUGCCAAGUUCUGGUUUGGAGAGCGCGCCCGCUCCACUCUUAUCGCUAGCGAUAGCGAUGAUGAGAUGGAUCGUCCGCCCAAGGCGAGACCUAUGACGGAUGAGUAUGAUACUUAUAUCAUCAGUGAUGACGAGGAUCCUCUGCCGCCCCGUCGUGGAGUGCGUGCUAUGAGUGAGGAGAUCGCCGACUCUAUGGAGGUUUAA
Penicillium brevicompactum is the source of this 999-nucleotide messenger RNA. RefSeq names its product RNA polymerase III-inhibiting protein MAF1. The coding region runs from base 1 to 999 and encodes 332 amino acids. The record is from RefSeq and is a predicted model, not a curated record. NCBI's taxonomy places the organism in Eukaryota, Fungi, Ascomycota, Eurotiomycetes, Eurotiales, Aspergillaceae. The transcript is spliced from 2 exons. Gene Ontology annotation, molecular function: RNA polymerase III core binding. Gene Ontology annotation, cellular component: nucleus. Gene Ontology annotation, biological process: negative regulation of transcription by RNA polymerase III.